AACUUCUUGUUCCACGCAGCAUCCUGCAGAUAACCACUCCUGCCGCCUGUUGUCGAUCUCAGUUCUUUCUAGCGAGCGCUUGGGCACUCGCCUCUUGAGUACAAGAUCCACUGAUACUGAAUUCAGCUCCCUAGUUGAGCGCUUCAGAACACUGCACAUUGCAAGGGUUUGCCUGCGCACGCCCUGCUUCGGAUUCCGACUCUGACCACAUCCAAGUGAACUACUACUCCAUCCUGCGUCAAUCAGAUCAUUUUUUCAAGCAUUCCGCCAACUCCUCCUCAAAAUGUCAGGGCUCGAUGUCGAGGCGUUGCUCGAUUCGACCGCCACCAACGAUGUCAAAGGCAAAGAUUCACCCCGCGAUAGCGAGGACCGUCAUCGUAGCGACCGCUCCGAUCGCCGCGACAGAGACAAACACCGUGAUGGCUCCCGCGAUCGCGACAAGGACCGCAAGAGACGAGAUCGAAGCCGAGACCGAGACCACCGUCGAGACCGUGAUGAUGAAAUGAAGAGUCCCAGGAGCGAGCAUGGCAGUGCUAACGGCAGUCACAGAAGCAGCAGGAGGAGAAGCCGCAGCCGUGACCGUGAUGACGAUAGAAGACGGUCCAAACGUGACGACGACCAUCAUCGUAGACGCUCUCGAUCUCCAGAGUACGAUCGCUAUUAUCGACCGGGUGGACGAUCCAGGCGUGAAGAUGAGGACUACCGACGCGAUCGCGACAGGGAACGACGUCGCUCGGCAAGUCCCAGAAAGCGUGUCAAGAGCAAGACUCCCGAGCCACAACUUACUGAGGAUGAGCGUGACAGGAGAACCGUAUUUGUCCAGCAACUCGCCGCUCGUCUGCGUACCAAGGAAUUGAUCCAGUUCUUUGAGAAAGUGGGUCCUGUUACAGAGGCCCAGAUUGUCAAGGAUCGAGUCAGUGGCCGUUCUAAAGGUGUCGGCUAUGUCGAGUUCAAGAACGAAGAGUCCGUCCCACUAGCCAUCCAAAUGACCGGACAGAAACUCCUCGGCAUUCCCAUAAUUGCACAACUCACUGAAGCAGAAAAGAAUCGACAAGCCCGCAACCCAGAGGCUACCACCAGCAAUCACAAUAGCAUCCCUUUCCAUCGUCUCUAUGUGGGCAACAUCCACUUCAGUAUUACUGAACAAGAUCUACAGAACGUAUUUGAGCCAUUUGGUGAACUCGAGUUUGUGCAACUCCAAAAGGACGAGGGUGGUCGCAGCCGUGGUUAUGGCUUUGUCCAGUUCCGUGACCCGAAUCAAGCACGUGAGGCCCUCGAAAAGAUGAACGGUUUUGACCUUGCAGGCCGCCCAAUCCGAGUUGGACUCGGCAACGACAAAUUCACGCCCGAAUCGACUGCCAACCUCCUACAACGCUUUCAAGGCCAAAAUUCGCCUGGCUUUCAGGGCUCGGCCUUCUCGGGCUCCGGUGGCCGCGGCGCUCACGCCGGAGGAUCGGGAGGCACAUUUGAUCGUGCAGGUGGCCGUGACAACGAAAAGGGGACGGGUGGCGCAAGUGCAUUGGAUGAUACAGACGUCGCUGGUGUGAAUUUCAACAACUAUAGCCGAGAUGCAUUGAUGCGCAAGCUCGCUAGGACAGAUGACACAUCUGCAGAGACCGAUACGAAGCGCGCUGCGGUGCCCGCCAAAAAGGAAAGCAAGCCGCUUCCCGUCAAUGUCAGCCAGGCAAGCAGAUGUGUUUUGCUUCGCAAUAUGUUUGAUCCUACUGAGGAAGAAGGUGAAGCCUGGAUCAAAGAACUGGAAGAUGACGUGCGCGCGGAAUGCGAAGAGAAGUACGGCCACGUUGUGCACAUUGCCCUCGACCCCAACACCCAAGGCGACAUCUAUCUAAAAUUUGAGCGCGUCUCAGGGGGAGAGAAUGCCAUCAAAGGAUUAAACGGACGUUACUUUGGCGGUAGGCAGAUCAGCGCACAGCCCGUCGUUGACGCCGUGUACAGCAGUUUGUUCUCUAGGACGAAGGCGCUAUGAUCCGCUCGACGGCAGACCGCUCAGCCUGCAACCACACCCCGCGUCCGGCCCUAGACGGCUGUACAAAGGCUGGAGAGUCACCAGAUUCUAGCCAAAUAACUUCCCCUUGGUUGCCCACUUCUGCCUCCAAUACGCAUCCAAUGAAUACGACUAAUUCGUCAGGUGGCCAAGCGUACCCGGUAGAAAGUCAAAUCAUCUCCACACCGACCUUUGUGGAGGACGUUGAAGAUGAAGUGUGUGGGUUAAGGUCUUUCGUUGACAGGUGUCCCAGGAGUUCGGGUAAAUGCGCUUCUUUAACUCACUCCUGCUGAAGACAGUGGAAGGUUUGACUACGCUGGAAUUCUGCUUGCGGUCGGGACCGAAUUUCUAUUGACUUGCUCGUUAGUCCCAACAUCUGGGUGUUUCUGGCGGCCAGCUCGGAAGCAGGACAUCUCGCAUGCUUUGCUCGAAUGGGAGUGGAAAGGCUGGUAAUGUUGCUCGGUAGGUCGGCCUUGUGAUUGAUUUGCAAUUUGAUGAAUCUUGAAAGACCAUAGGAUGAGACCGCGAGGUCAUAACAGAUCGAGAUCAAAGCACACGAGCAAUUUUUCUUUAUAAAUAUAUGGAUCCGAUUUCCCUGCG
Molecule: messenger RNA, 2605 nt
Organism: Cladophialophora immunda
Lineage: Eukaryota; Fungi; Ascomycota; Eurotiomycetes; Chaetothyriales; Herpotrichiellaceae
Exons: 4
Coding region: 284-1987 (567 amino acids)
Biological process (GO): mRNA processing
Cellular component (GO): nucleus
Molecular function (GO): RNA binding
Source: RefSeq, a predicted model, not a curated record